Molecule: messenger RNA, 3009 nt
Organism: Kwoniella shivajii
Lineage: Eukaryota; Fungi; Basidiomycota; Tremellomycetes; Tremellales; Cryptococcaceae
Exons: 8
Coding region: 1-3009 (1002 amino acids)
Biological process (GO): maturation of SSU-rRNA
Cellular component (GO): small-subunit processome; Pwp2p-containing subcomplex of 90S preribosome
Molecular function (GO): protein binding; snoRNA binding
Source: RefSeq, a predicted model, not a curated record
AUGGUCAGAUCAUAUAUGCGCCAUGGGCCAACACAGGCUUUUGGUAUCGUCAAUUCACCUACCGCAAAUUCGUCUUAUGAUGGUCGAUUAGCUUAUGUAGCGGGUUGGGAAGAUGUAUUGGUAUGGGAUGUGAAACGUGGAGAGAUGGUAUCUAUGUGGCAUUCGCCUUCGCACACCUCACCAGUAACAUUCCUCACACCUGCACCAUUGCCUUCAUCCUCAACUUCAACUUCAUCCCAAACGUUCGCAGUAUCCUAUCAAGAUGGAUCGAUCAAAUUGUGGUCAUUUGAUCCAUCCACAACUGACGUAGAGGCUAGUGAGAUCGUCACGUUCAAUGGACACAAGAAAAGUGUGACAUACAUGAAAUGGGAUAAUGAUUCUUCUAGAUUAGCUUCAGGAGGAACGGAAGGUGAAAUUGUUGUCUGGGAUAAAAUUGGUGAAGUAGGUUUAUUUAGAUUAAAAGGACAUCGAGGUCCAAUAACAGGAUUGAACUUCAUACCUCAUCCUAAUUCCAACUCAAGCUCGAGCAUUGGAACAAAUCAUCCAGGGUUUUUAAUCAGUACAUCGAAAGAUACUUAUAUGAAAUUGUGGGAUUUGGGAACUCAACAUUGCAUACAAACAAUAGUGGUCGGAAGAGGUGAAGUAACUUCUCUUUCGAUAAAAGAAGAACAAGAUGAAGACUUAGCUCCUGGCGAGAACGAAACAAAUGAAGAGGAAGUAAAAGGUAGAUGGAUCAUAAUUACAGGAAGUGGUGACGGUGAAUCGAAAAUUUGGACUAUUGAAAAGAAUUUACUUGAAAAAGGUUUAAGUGAAAAUGAGAACGGUGAACUACCCACGUUGAUCCAACCACUUGCUAUACUCCCAUUACCCUCAUCUACUCAUCCAAUAUCGCAAAUCGAUUUUCACCCUACAUUACCUCUUCUCUUACUUCAAACAACAGAUAAAAAUAUUGUGAUUCUCAGACUCCGGUCGGAAGAAGAAGUCAAUGCUAAACGUGCUAGACGUAAGAAGAGGGAGAAGGAGAAGGGUAAAAAGAAGAGCAAAUCAGAUGUCUUGGAAGAAGAAGAGGAAAUCAAUGAAAAUGGUUCUAUCCAAUGGGAAGAGAGAAUCACGAGUUGGUGUGUUGUCAGAGCGAAUUCCAAGAUUAAAAGUUUCGCUUUGGCCGACGAAGAAAUAGCUUCUGCUAAAGGCGGAGUUCAGCUACUCGUCGCACUUUCCAACAAUUCGAUGGAAUCGUACACCAUCCCCUCUCCUUCCUCAUCUGCCCGAAAAGCCUCCAAGUUACCUGAUGGGACAUCUCCAGAACCAGUCAAAACACAUGUAGUUGAGCUUCCCGGCCAUCGACAUGACAUUCGUUCCAUCUCAAUCUCUUCAGACGAUCAAGUAAUAGCGACAGCUUCACAUGGUACAUUGAAAAUAUGGAAUGCACGAACAACGGCAUGUAUCAGAACAAUCGAAUGUGGUUAUGCUAUAUGUUCGACCUUCUUACCUGGUGACAGACACGUAGUAGUAGGAACCAAAUCCGGUGAAUUGAUGUUAUACGAUAUCGCUGCUUCAACAUUGUUAGCCACAUACAAAGCGCACAAUGGAUCUAUAUUUGGGAUCGAUGUCAGACCAGACGGAAGAGGUUUAGUAACUGGAAGUGAAGAUAAAGAUGUCAAAUUCUGGGAUUUCGAAAUGAAAGAAAGUGGUGACGGUGAAAAGGUCACAGAUAGAUUAGGUAGAGAGACUGUUUUCAAGACGAAACAACUCGCCUUGGUUCACGUGCGAACGCUCAAAAUGACCGAUGAUGUUUUAUCAGUCAAGUAUUCACCCGACGGAAGAUUCUUAGCUGUAUCUUUAUUGGAUUCUACAGUCAAGAUAUUCUUUUCAGACACACUCAAAUUCUUUUUAUCCCUUUACGGACAUAAACUACCAGUGCUAUCAUUGGAUAUAUCAUCAGACUCGAAGUUGAUAGUGACUUGUUCAGCCGAUAAGAAUGUCAAGAUUUGGGGGAUGGAUUUCGGUGAUUGUCAUCGAAGCUUGUUCGCGCAUGACGAUUCAGUAAUGCAAGUACAAUUUGAGAAAGAAAAGGGAAGUCACUAUUUCUGGACAGUGGGUAAAGAUAGGAUGGUCAAAUACUGGGAUGGAGAUAAGUUCGAGCUCAUACAGAAACUAGAGGGACACCAUGGAGAGAUCUGGGCUUUAGCUACAUCACAUAAUGGUCAAUUCGUAGUAACGGGAUCGCACGAUAAAUCGAUCAGGAUAUGGGAGAAGACUGAAGAACCUUUAUUCCUUGAAGAAGAGAGAGAACGAGAGAUCGAGGCAAUGUACGAUUCCAACCUUGCUGAUUCCUUGAAUCGUGAUCCCGAUGUCGAAGGACUGGAAGGUGGAAACUUGAAUGGGAAUGAAGCAGAAGCGGUCCAAAAACAAACGAGCGAAACCCUCAUGGCUGGUGAAAAGAUUAUGGAAGCUUUGGAAAUAGCAGAUACCGAUAGAGAGACUCUAAGACAAUGGGAAGAAGAGAAAAUAUCAACAGGAAUAGAGAUUUCAAGACCGAAUAGAAAUCCUGAACUGAUAGCUAAAGGUGAUAUAGAAGCCGAUGAGUAUGUCUUGAGCGUAAUUCAGAAGAUUCCAACGGCAAGUAUGGAAGAUGCACUUUUGGUUUUACCUUUUAGACAGGUGGUCAGCCUUUUAGGUUACUUGGAUGAAUGGGCCUUAAAGGGCCAACAAACAGUAUUGGUAUCACGAAUACUAUUCUUCUUACUGCGAACACACUCCAACCAAUUGAUAUCAAACAAAGUGAUGAGAACUCCACUUUUGACACUACGUAAUCAUCUACGAGAAGCAUUAGAGAAACAGCGAGAUGUGAUGGGAUUCAAUCUUGCUGCAUUGAGAUUCGUUAAAUCUCGUUGGGAAAGUGAGAGAACAGCGGGACUCUAUGAAGCGGAGGGAAUGGAUGAAGAAGCAGUCAGGAAGCGGUUGGAGGAAGGAAGAGGUAAAAGGAAAAGAAUACAAGUCAGAGGAUAA